Messenger RNA from Candidula unifasciata, 668 nucleotides. The record is from the annotation of a GenBank genome assembly. NCBI's taxonomy places the organism in Eukaryota, Metazoa, Mollusca, Gastropoda, Stylommatophora, Geomitridae.
GCUCCAGUCAAAUGUUUACAAGCACAGGCUCCAGUCAAAUGUUUACAAGCCCAGGCUCCAGUCAAAUGUUUACAAGCACAGGCUCCAGUCAAAUGUUUACAAGCCCAGGCUCCAGUCAAAUGUUUACAAGCCCAGAAUCUAGUCAAAUGUUUACAAGCCCAGGCUCCAGUCAAAUGUUUACAAGCCCAGAAUCCAGUCAAAUGUUUACAAGCCCAGGCUCCAGUCAAAGGUUUACAAGACCAGGCUCCGGUCAAAUGUUUACAAGCCCAGAAUCCAGUCAAAUGUUUACAAGCCCAGGCUCCAGUCAAAGGUUUACAAGCCCAGGCUCCGGUCAAAUGUUUACAAGCCCAGGCUCCAGUCAAAUGUUUACAAGCCCAGGCUCCAGUCAAAGGUUUACAAGCCCAGGCUCCAGUCAAAUGUUUACAAGCCCAGGCUCCAGUCAAAGGUUUACAAGCCCAGGCUCCAGUCAAAGGUUUACAAGCCCAGAAUCUAGUCAAAUGUUUACAAGCCCAGGCUCCAGUCAAAGGUUUACAAGCCCAGGCUCCGGUCAAAUGUUUACAAGCCCAGGCUCCAGUCAAAUGUUUACAAGCCCAGGCUCCAGUCAAAUGUUCACAAGCCCAGGCUCCAGUCAAAUGUUUACAAGCCCAGGCUCUGGUCAAAUGUUGUGA